Messenger RNA from Mycotypha africana, 3466 nucleotides. RefSeq names its product WD40-repeat-containing domain protein. The coding region runs from base 38 to 3382 and encodes 1114 amino acids. Gene Ontology annotation, cellular component: cytoplasm. Gene Ontology annotation, biological process: tRNA methylation. Gene Ontology annotation, molecular function: protein binding. NCBI's taxonomy places the organism in Eukaryota, Fungi, Mucoromycota, Mucoromycetes, Mucorales, Mycotyphaceae. The record is from RefSeq and is a predicted model, not a curated record. The transcript is spliced from 9 exons.
AUGACUUAUAUGAUCACCCGUACGAAGCCAUCAAAACAUGUUUUCAAGCACAGCGUUGCAAAAGGAGAUCUAUUGUGGCAUCGUUACCAGUCUUCAAUUUCAUAACGAGUCUAUUUUGCUGGCGGGGCACGGUCCUUACUUAAAGAUAUUCAACGUCAAGACAGGUGAAUUGUUAGCAGCUCGAUGCAUUUUGGAAGCUAACCGUAUACACAGAAUUGUUCAGGCUCCCUAUAACUUUAUUGAUGAUAAUGGAUUCGACACAAGAAAAUAUGCAUUAUAUGGAUCAAAAUACCUGUCUUUAGUGAACAUCAAAGUAAAAGAAAAGCAAGCUUUUAUUGAAGUGGAAAACUCCUUUGGCCCCUUCCAAGAUUGGAUUAUGGAUGCGAAUUGGAUUUAUGACGAUGCAAGUAGAAAAGAUCCGAAACAAAUGAUGUUAGUUUAUGCUCAUAACUUUGCUGAGGUGUACGAAUUCAGUUCAACAACAAGAGAGCUAGAAUUGAUCUAUUCUGUGCAAUGCGAAACGAGAUGUAUUCUAUAUUCCGCACGAAUCUAUGGACAUACCAUGGAGAAGAUGAUUAUAGCUUCAGGAACAGUUUUUAAUGAAGUCCAUUUAUGGAAGCCGCACGUCAAAAAUGCGAAUAAUGAUGCCAUUGUUUUUGAAAAACUGACGGGCCAUGAAGGUGUCAUUUUUGGAUUAAGAUUCAAUGAAGAUGGUAGCCAAUUGGCCAGCGUAUCUGACGAUAGAACAAUACGUAUUUGGCCAUUAAAGGAAGAAAAAAACAAGAGACCGCUGGUUCUGUUUGGACAUACAGCUCGUAUUUGGGAUUGUCAAUUUGUCAACGAAUAUCUCGUCAGUAUAUCCGAGGACUCAACUUGCCGCGUUUGGCGAAAUACGUUGUUGCAAGAUAAGAAGGAUGAAAAUGAUGAAGAUGAUGGUAGCUGUAUUGCAUGUUGGGAAGGACAUGCAGUCAAAAAUGUCUGGAGUUGUGCCAUAAAUCCCACGAGCAAAAUUGUUGCAACAGGCGGACAAGAUUCUGGUAUACGUUUGUGGUCUCUGACCUCGGUCACGAAUACUACAAUUGAUAGUGACAAAGAUUUGAUCGAAUUUCCUUUACCGCUUGGCAGAGAAGAGGACAACAUUCGCAAUUUUGCAGUGAUUCAGAGUCGAUGGAUAAUAGCCGUUACAGAAACAGGUUAUAUCUUGAAAUGCGAUCUCCAUGCUUCAUUAGCCCUUGACUGGCGAGAAGUUGAAUUUGAUGCGUCUUACAGAAAUUACGCUAUUAUGCAGAAUUCAGAAUGCGGGAGAGUUGUGGUUAUAGGCAAUAUUGUUGGAGAACUUGUAUUUAUAAGCCCAACAGAUGAAUUCAAGCCAUUCAAAAUUGCUGCUCAUAAACAAAAGCUCUUUGAAAUUUUCAUCAAACAAUCUUCUGAUAUAAAUGUUUUGUACAUCAUCUCCAACGGCUAUAAUGAUAGCGUUCUUUUUCACAAGCUUGACCUGUCAGAAUCUGAGCCGUUUAUAUCAACAUUAUACAAUAUCGAAAUGCCAUCUGAGCGCACAACAGUAAUGUCUCUUGAUUACGCGGAAAAAGAAAGCAUUUUAAUAUGCGGUUCGCGAGAAUCGGCGCUUGUGAUCUAUCAACUGCCUUUAAAUAAAGCGACCAGAACCAACCACAUGGAGAAUGUAAAACCAGUAUUACAACUUCGAAAGUCUCAUGGUAAACAAGCCAUUACCAGUGUCUUGAUUAAAGAGCCUAAAGAUAAUAGUAAUCGAUCUAAAGAAGGCUCCGAAGAAUUUGAGAAUGAGGCAAGCCUUACUUUCUGGACUACCGGACGCGAUGGAUGCUAUAUACAAUAUCGAUUACGUACCUCUGAUGGCACGCCUACUGAGCAAAAAUAUAAUGAAGAAGGAGCAACAACCAACGCGACCCUCCUGGGUGUGGCAAGUCGUGGAGAUACUGUUAUAUCUGGUAAUCAAUUAAUUCUCGAGAAACUGUAUAGAAAUCGUGUUACCAAAGGCACUUUAGAAGGUUCUCGCUUCGUGAACAAUGAACUUUUACUUUUGGGCUUCUUCCGCAAAAAAUUCUUUGUCUAUAAUGAAAAGAAAAACUUUAACAUGCUUUCUGUCAACUGUGGAGGAGGGCACCGCCGUUGGAAUUUCUAUACAGAAGAUGCUAAGUUGAAUAAGUCUGUUUUUGCAUUCAUCCGCAAAGAGUCACUCUAUGCUUAUGUGCGCAAUACGUCUGGUGAAGCAGACGGUUUCCAUGACAGUAUUCUGCAAGACUACUACCAUGGAAGAGAAGUUCGAGCUCUAUGUUUCCUACCCAUCUCAGAUGCAAUGGUAUUUGCUACCGGAGGUGAAGAUACAAUACUUCGCAUACAGCAAUAUAUACCAUCACUAUCCACAAUACAAACGCAUGUCAAUAUUCGGAGACAUACUACAGUUAUCAAAAAUAUUGCUCACAGUCCUGCUUUGUCACCUUCUUCCUUCUUGUUAUUCACAAGCGGUGGAUUAGAAGAAUUAAGAGCUUGGAAAAUAGAGUCAGAAGUUUCUAAAGAUUCUAGAGAGGAAAUCAAUCUGAGUUGUUUGGCCAUGGCGAAAUGCCCUACUAUCAGCGAAGACAUUGAAUCUAGAAUCAUGGAUACUACUGUAUAUCUUUUCCAACCAGGUUUACAUAUCGUUGGUGCUGCUUACUCUGAUGCCAUGAUUAGACUGUGGUUAUUUAACGAGAAAACAAGGAAGUUCUCUAUGGUGGCAGAUGGUACUUGGCAUGCUAAAUGCAUUCUUCAAAUUACACACGUCACAGUCAACGAUCAUGUUUACUUUGUCACUUCCGCGACGGAUGGUAAAGUAGCUGUGUGGGAUAUUCAUGAGGAUCUACGUAAAGCGAUGACAGAAAGCGCUACUGAACAGAUAGAAGAUGAACCACUUAAUGCCAAUUUCAAAUUAACAAAGCCUGUUUCAUAUUUCAAUGUGCAUAUGUCAGGCGUGAAUGCGUUAGAAAUCGUACCGUACAAAGAUGAAGAUCACUUUUUAAUCUUCACAGGUGGUGAAGAUAAUGCAGUAGCAGUUUCUCUAUUCAAUGCAAAGGAGCAGACUCUAGUGAAACAACCUUUUAUUGUAGCCAACGCGCAUGCAUCUUCUGUAACCGGCAUCAAAUAUAUUCACAACGUUCUAAUUACUGUUUCAACAGACCAGCGUUUGAAUGUAUGGAGCAUUGUGGAUAAUGACAUGAAAGGGAUCACUCUUUCACUUAUACGAGCCGCUUACAUGGACGUACCCGAUCCUUCGGCUCUUGAUGCAAUCAUUUAUAAUAGCGAAAUUCAUGUUGCGACCACUGGCAUUGGUUUACAGAGUGUUAAAAUUCCCUUAGAAGAACUGUAGUUAGACUUUCUCAAAUAUAAACUUUUAUUAUAUUCCCACUACCGUGUAAAUUUCCUUGGGUUGAGGCCAUAGAAAUAGUAUAAA